Somion occarium is the source of this 4372-nucleotide messenger RNA. Lineage: Eukaryota; Fungi; Basidiomycota; Agaricomycetes; Polyporales; Cerrenaceae. The record is from the annotation of a GenBank genome assembly.
AUAGGACACUGUCACGAUAGGCGGGCGUCGGCUACAAGGCAUUGCUGAAGUGAGACCUCAGGGUGAACACACCCAACGUACGGACUUCCUGAACACCUUGCAUCCAGUCCGGCACGUUAGCGGCUCGAUGACACAGACCGACAGGUAUAGGUUAGAGGAGGUUGUCAAUCUCGGUCUUUCCGGUAGCAGAGCCAAGUACGUCAAAUCCUUGGCUAGCAUGGGAAGUGCGUGGUGUAGAGAACAUCUUGAGUGAGAACAACAGCUAACAUUUAUCUGCUCAAAUCGGCAUUGUUAUGAGUCAGUACGUCGGUAGGUCUCGAAGGCCAUCCGAACUAAUCGGUGCUAAAGAUACGCCAGAAACCACUACCACUAAUGCACUUGAAGAGGCCAGCGAUGGUAGGAGUGAACCAGGAAGUGCUGCCGCAAUUGAUACUGAGCCCCUGUGACGUCACGCCAUAUUGUAAGUUGUAUUGCACUGUCACGACACUAUCUCCACGGUAAGCUAUGAUUAGAGCAAUUUGUAUACGGUGUCACAGCGCCGCCGUCACGGUGCGUGGUGCAGGAUCAGUUGCUGGCUCGCGCCUCAUGGUUCUGGACAAUAAUGGCAGGCAGCAAUGGCUGCAACCUCUCAAGGAUGAAUUUCGCUCAUACGUUUCUCGUUUUCGCUUUCUUGGUUUCUUGGAUAUCAUGUACUAUAGCUCAACCCGCCACCCUUCUCUUCGAUGACUGCUUCACUGGCAAUACUAGCCAGAAACUCAAUGUCUCCACCGUCUAUGCUCAGUUCCAGAAGGAAGGCCCUCGAGGAAGAGUCCUCAACUUCACCGUACUGGGUGACAAUCCAGCAGUCAUUCAGCCAUCUUCUGGAGGAGAUAAUCCGGUCGCGACUACCCUAUUCACGAUCAGCAAUAUGUUAACAUUUCCUGUUGGGGACUUUAACACUUUCUUCUGCAAUUCAGUCAGACCAGCUUCCCCUUUACCGCCUCUGGGCGACGGUCAGGAGAAUUACUGUCCCCUCCAACCUGGUCCCUUCGGUCUGUCUACUACAGUUACACCAGGAAGGAGCUUUGAAUUGGCGACCUAUUACACCCGGAUACGUGCUCUCGAUCCAGGUUCCAACGAGCUGUUGUGUUUAGACGUUACCACUACGCCAUUGAACCCAGGUCCUCUAGAUUCACCGUAUGGUCACGCGCGCAUUGUUUUCUGGGCGACUGUUGGCCUCGCUAUUGCCUACUGGCUAGUCGUUGGUCUCGCACGCCUAGUUUCAGCAUGGGGAAGGGGCUCCACCAGGAGCGGGCCCGGUCUAUGGGCCAGAAUUGAGAGUGCCGGCUUUAUUUUGGCAAGCGCAAUUAGUGGCGAACGGCUUGCAACCUCUCCUGCAUUGAUGCGGUUUUGUACACCAUCUUUGCGCGACGUUAUAUUCCACACCCAAUGGUGUGCCGCUCUCAGCAUGGUGGCUGUUCAGUGGCCGGAGUUCGCAUACCCUUUGCUCUCGCAGACCGCUUGGUCGACACUAUCCUACAAUAUUUCGUUGGUGCAGGAGCAGCCGUUCCACUGGAAUCCUCUGGCAGCAGAGCCGUACAACCUGCCAUCUAACUUUGUUGACCAGCUCAAUGACCCCAGUUCUCCACUCUAUUUGGAUGCAUCCAUUCCUAACACGCUCUAUCGGCUGCCCCAAAAUGCGACGACGGGAAUAUCGUCGUUCGCAUAUUCUGUUGGCAUUCGACCGCAAGAUCUCUUUGGCACUUGCAUGGCGCUCUUCUUAGCGAUCAUAGCAGCCACGAUUGUGCUUAGCGUGGCUGUUUGGGCCGUUGAUUGGAUUUUCUCAAGAGCAUUUCACACUGAUUUACAGACGACUCCUGCUCUUGCGGGAAACAGGAGUCCCCGGUACUCUGUUGGAAGCAAAGACAUGCUGGAGAGCAUCGCCCAGCUACAAAACUCUGACGAGAAUCGAUCCGUCAAUGGCCAAACUCUGCUGCGAACAACGUCUCGCUUCGGAGGAGCAGCGAGACCUUGGUGGAGAAUCAACAGCAACUUCGUUUCGCUCCAUGGUAGCGUUCUGCAAGGGAAUUUGGUUAGGAUUCUCAUCCUCUUCCAUCUUCCCGUUACUAUAUUCUCCUGUUACCAAUUCACGAUUGGAAGACCUGAAGCAUCCAUGGUUUCCAUUGUCCUUGCGGCACUCUCGUUUGCGAUAUUCUCCGUCUUAAUUCCCAUAUUCCUGGUUGUGCGGCUCACGAUCACAAACACCACCAAACUCUACGACGAGACCUGGACCCUCCUGUUCCUUGGCCCAUUGUAUAAUCAUUACAGGCACGGAUCACAAUUAUUUGCAUGUCUGCUCUUCGCAACCAACCUGGCGUUCGGCAUAACCAUCGGGUGUGGUCAGAAAAGCGGUACUGCCCAAGCUAUCAUCAUUCUGGUGGUGGAAGUUAUGUCUGCACUAGGGACUAGCAUCUGGCUGCCCUGGGGUCAAGGAGCAAGUAUGGGAUUGAUCAGUUUCCUCUUCUGUGUCGCACGUAUCGUCAUCGCGGUACUCUUGGUCAUUCUAACGCCAAUUGUCUCGGUCGCAACUGGCGCUGCUCAAUGGGUGGCAUAUGCAAUUCUGUUCAUCCUCGCGCUUGUUUACCUGGCAUUCUUCCUGAUGCUCAUCGCGAAAUUGGUGGAAGCACUCGUGCGAAUGUUUGGUGGCAUUGGGUUCCACCAAAGCAAACACGUAGUGGAUAGCGGGUUGUUGGGCGCCCUGAACCAGUUAGGAUGCUGUGGAGGACGUAGAUCCGCAAUUCCCAGACGCUCUAGAUAUCGACCUGAUGACCCUCAACCUUCAGCUCUGCCGCUCAGUCGACCAACUCCUGCAUACAAGGAUGUCACGCCCACACAUUCAGCGCCACCAUCUGUCCUUCGGCCUGAACAUGCAUUGCAGCCGUAUAAGGAAGAGAGUGACGACGAGACAGGAUACAUAAUGGGUGCUUGGCAAGGCUUCCCGCGUCCAGGUUACAGCGCAGUGGAUGAUAUGCCACCAACACCGCCAACAGAGGCGCCAAAGUCUGGCUUUGCGCGGGUCGGAGGUGGUCGAGCUCAUUAUGAGUCCCCAUAUGCGAUCGCCUCGGGAUCAACGCAAACCUUCCCAUCCGUGGAACGCAAUUACUCACUGAAUCACCAACCGUCGACCCAUUCAAAUCCUUACGAGUAUUCACCACCUCCGACACCUUCGGUAGCCAGCGCUGCCAAGAAGGCUGAACUCAAGGACCUCCCACCAGGGGCAAUGCCGCCAGCACAUAUUCGUACUAAAUCGCAAACGGCGAUCAUUGAAGAUGCCUCCGCGCUACUCUUUGCAUCGGGCUCUCGUCCAAUAUCACAGAACGCCACGAUGCAGAAUUUCAGUCCUGCGGGUGGACCGGACGACGGAGAUGCGGAGUCUUCUCCGGCUCAGCCCAGGAAGAAGCAUUGGUAUCAGUUGAGGAAAGGCCGCCGUUCUGGAGAGGCUGAUCAUCCUUUAGACCCCCCUGCACCUGAACCGGAUACAGGGCGCUCGUUCAUGGUAGUGAGAAAACAAAGGCCUGGUACUGCAGCGUCGAAUGGUGCCUCUGCUUCUUCCGAACCGGAGGGUCAGAGGUCCUUCGCGGUUAUCAGAGGGAACCGAAAGGAUCCAAGUCCUGCUUCGACUUGAAACUCUUGUGGUUAUUCACGUACUUACCAUCUCCAUGCAUACUAAUUAUUGUUAGGUAAUCUCAUGGACUGGACUAAGAUUCAGCAAUUAGUGUACAUGAUGAGGGACGAAAUUCGUCUGCCAUCCUCGUAAAUAUCUGGAAGCUAAAUACCCUCCAAUCUUCAUGUCCCCUCCUUACCCAUCCAUAGAUCCCUGCUUCUUCUCGCAAUGCGGUGGCUUGAUUUAACACCCCAUCAUCUUCUGAGUCAGUGCUAGCCGUUGAAUCAGAUCGCACUAGAACAGGUUGCGAUGAAGAUAUGUCCCAGUGGCCGCCGAAGCAGAGAAAUCCAGUGUCACCCCCAACAUCAGCAACAGCGUGCAGGGGCUCCUGCGCCUUUCCUUUACCCUUGUUCUCCGUCAGUGAUGAAAGUGGAACCUCGAGGACUUCUACCCCAUCUUCUCCGAAAGCAACCACUUGGAGAAACGAUGGAUUACCAUCCUGCGGCUUACAUAUCCGAGGACAAACGUAUGAGGGAACAAAAGACCAGCUGAACGUUCGGUAUGAAGGUGUGACUGAAAUAUUAGCAGGUAGUGGAUGGGGAUAGAUGUGUGAUUGUUUCCCCCGUGUAAGGAGGUAGAGGCCCUUCUCCCGACCAAAUCCUGGUACAACGAAUUUUGUGGGUAGUGACCAGGCAGCCUUAGGCUCCUUAUGGAAGGCCUUCCCAUCCC